This is a messenger RNA of Labrus mixtus (cuckoo wrasse), 857 nucleotides long. It is a transcript of the gene lim2.1, whose product is annotated as lens intrinsic membrane protein 2.1. The record is from RefSeq and is a predicted model, not a curated record. Gene Ontology annotation, molecular function: structural constituent of eye lens. NCBI's taxonomy places the organism in Eukaryota, Metazoa, Chordata, Actinopteri, Labriformes, Labridae. Gene Ontology annotation, cellular component: plasma membrane. The transcript has 5 exons. The coding region runs from base 165 to 686 and encodes 173 amino acids.
GUGUUUGUUGUAGCCCCAGCUUCUCCCUAUUCACCCGAUCAAGCGUUAGUGCUGUUAGCCUGCUGCAACACUGCUGCUCCUGUCAUUACAGGAUCUUUUUGUAUGUUGUCAGGUCGCCCUGUCUGCAUUACCGUCUUCAUUAAAAGGGUGAAUUAAGGUGCAGGAUGUACAGCUUUAUGGGUGGAGGGCUGUUCUGUGCAGGCGUGGGGAACAUCCUCCUGAUCGUUUCCACAGCAACCGAUUACUGGAUGCAAUAUCGUCAGUCCAGCAACUACAUGCACCAGGGCCUGUGGCGCUACUGCAUGCCGGGGAAAUGCUUCCCGCACAGUGACAGCAUAGCCCACCUAGACGCAACCCGUGCCCUCAUGAUCCUCUCUCUUCUGGCCUGUUUCAUCGGCAUCAUCAUCGGCAUCAUGGCCUUCAUCCAUUACUCGUCAUUCGACAGGUUUGACAAAACCUUUGCUGCAGGCAUAUUGUUUUUCAUCUCAUGCUUUUUAGUGUUUCUAGCGAUGGCAGUGUACACUGGUGUGACUAUUAACUACUACGGGAAACGCUAUGGAAACUGGAGGUUCUCCUGGUCCUAUAUCAUUGGCUGGGUGUCAGUGGUUCUCACCUUCUUUUCAGGUAUUUUCUAUUUUUGUGCCUAUCGGAUGCAUGAAUGCCCCAGAAAUGCAAACUCUCAUUAGAAGACUUGAACCAUCAUCCAGGACUAACCUGUGAGCUAUGACCAUGGGAGCUGCAUCCUAAACCAUCCACCAUCAACAUGGCUGCACAAAGUACAGCCCCCGUUCAUACCUCUGAACCAUGCAUGGACUGGAAAGUUUAAGUGAUUUCAAUAAAAGACUGUGGAAAUAUGA